GUACUUGAAAAAUUAGAUAAUUUCAAGAUAUAUAAUAUCAGAUAUAAAUGGACUGAGGAUUGCCUCUAAAAACGAUGGAACCAAAAGGACGAAAGAAGACUAAAGCAGAGAUCUUUAGUGAGUACCUCACUAAUCACUCAAGGAGGGAAAACUCUUUAAGGCGUAGCUCUCGAACAACGAGUUUGAGUAAUACAGAAAUUACUGACAGUGAUCAAUCACAGAAGAAUAGCUAUGAUUUCCAUGCUGCAAGUAGAAGGAGCCCUCGGAGCAAGUCCUCUCUUCCUAAACCUAUUGAUCGUCAUGAAAGUAAUCUUAAGGUUGAAAAUUAUUACUCAAGACGCAGAGAUAUCCCAAAGAAUCAUGACUCACAAAAGGAGAAGAAGCAGACACUUGAAGAAAGAAGUACUUCAUCAGCUCCAAUCAGGCUUUCUCAGAGCUCUCAAAAUAGCCAGAGUUCAGUUAAAAAGGAUCAGGAUUAUACUAGUAGUAAAUUUAACUUAUCCCAAGACACAUCCACUGGAGCGCCCUUCAGUUCAUUUAUGAAUACUCCUAAUCGUGCUCCUAGUGAUAGAGAAAUUGGAAGCCAUAGUUAUGAGAAUAAUUCCCAAAGAUCAUCAGUGAGAAACAGAAAUGAGUUAGCAAGAGGAUACCAAAUGGCAUCACCAAUGUUUCCUUUGUCCCCCUCACAAAGCAUGGGGUCUCAAAGCCCACAGAUGAUCAGACCUUUAAGCUUCACUCCGGGAGGAAUGAACAACGGAGAGAUUCCAGGAGCAAUGGGAAUGAUGCCAGGACAUCCAAUGCCUCGUUUCCCAGGAUCUAUGACAAAGAUGGAGAUGCGAGAUCAACCUCCAAUCAUGCCAUCAGCAGGGAUUCCAGAUCCAAACCCAAUGGUAAUGAAUAGGUUCAAUGGCCUCCAAGGACAAGGGAUGCCAAGGAUUUCCUUGCUAGCAACUCCUUCCCAACUUUCAAUGAAAGCAGAGGAAUGUAUGAGUCAGGGAUCGUCGCAUUCUCCAGCUAAUAAGAUGUUUAGAACUAUGAAUAAAAGGGAAAUUAAAGAAGAAAUGAAGAUAGGCUCACCCGCCUACCACGGGUUUCCUUCUCCUGCUCAGUAUAGCAAUAGGAGCCAGAUGAUGGACAAUCUGAGUCAAAUGGAGCGAUAUUCUCCGAACUCUUCGCAAAGAUUUAAUCCUCCCAUUGGCCAAAUGGUGAACAGCAUCGAGCGUCAGAUAAGAGGGCUUCCUCAGAUGUAUUUUCCUAAAAAUGAUAUGAUGAGGAACCCUCUUUACAAAUUUGAGGGCCAGUAUGAUUACAAACGGGAUGAAGGGAUGAUUUAUCAUGAUGACAAACCUGUUCUGCAGAACAUUGUCUCUACUUGAAAUCUUAACUGAACUUUGGACCUUCAGAGAAUAGCUACUCAUGCAAAGAACACAGAGUACAAUCCGAAGAGAUUUGCUGCUGCUAUUAUGAAGAUCAGGCAACCUAAGACGACAGCAUUGGUGUUCUCUAGUGGAAAGAUGGUCUGAACUGGAGCAAAAUCUGAAGAAGCCUCUAAAAUUGCAGCUAAGAAAUUUGCUAAAGCUAUCAAAUUAAUGGGAUUUGAUGUCCAUUUCUGAGAUUUUAAGAUUCAAAAUAUUGUUGGAUCAUGCGACUUGGGAUUCUCCAUCCGCCUUGAAGCUCUUAACCAAUCUCAGAGUCGUUUCUGAAGUUAUGACCCAGAGAUUUUCCCUGGUCUGAUUUACCGUAUGCUAGAGCCUAGAGUUGUAGUACUAGUCUUUGUUAGUGGCAAGAUUGUUCUUACUGGUGGUAAAUCUCGAUCCCAAAUUCUUGACGCUUACGAUUACAUCAAGCCCAUCCUCUCUUUACACCAACAAGGGCCUGAAGAAGAUGAUGAAGAAGGUGAUAUCAAGGAAGAGAAAUACCUCAAAAACGAGCGAUUUAUCAAGGACGAGUAAAUCUCGUAAAAUCUUCAAAUAGUAUUACCCAAUUUUCAAGUUAAUUAU
This is a messenger RNA of Moneuplotes crassus, 2000 nucleotides long. The record is from the annotation of a GenBank genome assembly. Lineage: Eukaryota; Ciliophora; Spirotrichea; Euplotida; Euplotidae.